AUGACAGCAGUAGUUAGUUUAUUCAGACUUUACACAGUAAUCAGACUAUUUGAGCAUUAUUCUCACUGGACAAAUGAAAGAUCUAAAAGAGUUUGCAAAAUAAAUGGAGCAUAAGCAAAUGCAUUUUUUGCAUUAAAAGCUUACUUGACUUUAAAACCUUAUGUAAUUCUUACUGUUGGCCUAGUAGUUUCGACAUUCGUUCUCGGAUUUGCUUUAAGAAUAUUUGAAAUUGGAUUAAAAGAAUCAAAUUUUGAAUAUGCCUGGAAUUCUUUUUGGGUAGUGAUCCUAACUAUGACCACUAUUGGUUAUGGUGAUAUCUAUCCAAAAACACAUCUUGGACGUAUUACUUGCAUUGAAGAAUAAGUCUAUGAAGCAAUAAUCAUGGAGAGAGCAGUAAGAAAACAGUUAAAGAAGGAUGCAGGUGUGAUAAUGAAAGAAUUCAUUUUGCUUACUUACUUAAGAAGAAAGCAAUUAGAAAGUAAGAGAAGAACAAGACUACUCAUGGGUCUAAUCGCUAGAUCUAGCAGAUUCAAGAUUAAGAGAUUAAAUGUUUAAUAAAAAGAAGAGGAUAAUGAUGAAUUACUUAGCUAGAUGCAAGGAUAAAUUGAUGACUCAUUGAAAGAGCUUAAAACAGGUUUAGAUAGUAUGAGAAUUCUGUUUGAAAAUGCUAAGAAAACUUAAGAGGAAUAGCAUGAAUUUGAACUGCACGUUAAGAGAUCGCAUAAGUUAUCUGUAUGCUUGGUCAAUCUAGCAUCUCUCUUAACUGAAUUUGGUCCUAUUAGACCAAUAAAAUCUAUGAAAGAAAUUGAAUCUAGAAAUGUACUCAGUGCUGAAGAAUUGAAGGAAAGGAUCUUUAGAAAGAGAUAUGCUCAAGGAAAUCCAGAAGAGCUAUCCAGAUUAAUGAUGAAAGAAAUUGAAAAUGAAGAAGCUGAAGAAAGAUACGAGGACGGUGAGGAUGCUGAUGAUGAUGACUAUGAAGAUAGUUCCCCAGAUUAUAGUGAUUAUUCCCCUGUUUCUCCUGAUAAACGAAGAUGA
Molecule: messenger RNA, 1035 nt
Organism: Stylonychia lemnae
Lineage: Eukaryota; Ciliophora; Spirotrichea; Sporadotrichida; Oxytrichidae
Source: the annotation of a GenBank genome assembly